AACAACCCUACCACUCAGCCGUCUCCAUAUUGUAUAAAAUGGCCCCAAUCUCAUCGUCAGAUUCGGCCUCCCUUCUGCUUCUACCAGCGCUUUCAAUAUCCUCUCCCACAAGCUCAUUAAGGUCCGCAUACAAGACCUCGCUCGAAACUCUUUUUCCUAGGCUGGUAGCCUCAGGCUCCACAGCCACCAUUUCCAGGUUGGAUAUUGCCCUGUGUCUCCACCCAUCCUAUCCAGCUUCUACUACCCACUCCCGCUCUGCUGUCUUCGCGCCUCUCCAACGUCUCCUCUCGUCUGUAUACAGCCUAGUCGUCUCCGUUGCUGCCACCUCUCACAUCGAUCUCGACCUCCCUGGUGGUCUGGACGUCCGAGUCUUUUUCGUUGACUCGCCUGUCGAAGGAGCCUCAAGCAGUGGAAAACAACACAUCUCUGGACCUGUCGUGGAUUUACUAACCUUGGUCACCUCCUUACGCCACUACUCCGCACUAUAUUCAGUCGAUGGAGAAGCUGGGGAAUCCUUUUUGAAGCUGGUUACCACCACAUACAAUUCCAAGAAUCAACCCAUUCCCCCCAUUCACCGUCUGCCCGCGGGCCCCUCCCUCAAUUACGAUCAGAAUUCAUCUCAGCCUAGCAACUCUUUGGUCCCAGAUGGCCCGGUAACUUCUCACGCCUCCGUGGCAGUCGGUGGUACAUUUGACCAUCUUCAUAUUGGCCAUAAACUUCUCUUGACAUGCACCAUCCUUGCAGCCGAUCCUCAAGCAUCUCCUCGCCUCAUCACAUGUGGCAUCACCGGCGAUGAGCUAUUAGUCAACAAGAAGUACGGAUCUAUUGUGGAAUCGUGGCACGAUCGUCAAGUUCGGACCGCCCAAUUUGUCGAGUCAAUCCUUGCUUUUCAUCCCGACGUGUCCUCCCUCCGCAAGACCGAGUAUCUCGACAGUCCAGGUCCAAAUGGCAAGGUUGUACGUGUCACUUAUUCAACGCCCCCAAUGGACUCCACUUCGGACGAUUCAAUCACUAUUAAUUAUACACAACUCUCGGAUCCCUACGGCCCCACAAUUACCGAUCAAGCCAUUUCUGCCAUUGUCAUCUCCGCUGAGACUAGAGCUGGUGGGAAGGCGGUCAAUGAUAAGCGGCAAGACAAGGGCUGGAAGCCGCUCGAGGUAUUCGAGAUCGAUGUCUUGGAUGCAGGCUCGAUUGACGAUGCACCGUCGGAUACUGUGGCGGGGCAUAGCCUUGAAAAGGGUUUCGCCGACAAAAUUUCGAGUACUGAGAUUCGCCGGAGGUUGUUGGAGCUGCAAGAGAAGAGCACAUGAGCUGCCACUUUUCCC
This is a messenger RNA of Exophiala mesophila, 1325 nucleotides long. RefSeq lists its product as uncharacterized. Gene Ontology annotation, biological process: coenzyme A biosynthetic process. The coding region runs from base 39 to 1310 and encodes 423 amino acids. Lineage: Eukaryota; Fungi; Ascomycota; Eurotiomycetes; Chaetothyriales; Herpotrichiellaceae. Gene Ontology annotation, molecular function: dephospho-CoA kinase activity. The record is from RefSeq and is a predicted model, not a curated record. The transcript has a single exon.